Talaromyces amestolkiae is the source of this 3078-nucleotide messenger RNA. RefSeq lists its product as uncharacterized. The transcript is spliced from 5 exons. The record is from RefSeq and is a predicted model, not a curated record. The coding region runs from base 1 to 3078 and encodes 1025 amino acids. Lineage: Eukaryota; Fungi; Ascomycota; Eurotiomycetes; Eurotiales; Trichocomaceae.
AUGAUGGAUAUCGAUCGUGCGCGAACCCGUAGAGAGCGCACCUUUGUCGGCAGCGCAUGCGCCGUGUGCGAGGAGCCUCUGGAACAUACAUUGCGUGGCGAGCGUAUAUUACAAUUUUCGUGUACUCACGUAUCGCAUGAGGCUUGUUUCUACGAGUACAUCAAAGAAUUCGAAUCGCAAUACUGUCCUACCUGCAAUGCGCCGCUCGGUCUGGACACAAGCCGAGGUGGAAAUGUAUUGGAUAUUGAGAAGCUGAGUAACAUAGUCCGAUCAGCGUCAGUCAGUGACGCUGCCACAACUCGGAGCACUCUGACCACCCCAACUCCAUGGGAUAAUCGUAACCAUAAUCAGCAGCCCCAACAAGAGAGCCUCAGGUCUUAUCAAAUGCAGCAGCAGCAACAGCAACAGCAGCAGCAACAAGACCAUAAUUUCAGCAGGCGGGAUAGCCGUGACACUAGUAGUCAGCGCGAACGGAUUGAACGAUUGACUACAAACAGCUCUCGAAGGCAAACGAGUCAUAGCCGUCAAGACAGUGGGAAUACCGGCGUGGCGUCGUCGGGUGAAUACACCGACGGACAGCAACAGAGCACUGGUCGGCGACACGAUUACGACGUACAGGCUAUGGAAUCGGACUUGAGUCCACGGUCGGGCGCAAUCAAGAAUCCGAUCCCUGCUCCCAUUGUCACGGUGCGCAGCGAAUUCCCUACGCUAAAUCGCUCCCGCCAGCAGCAACCUUUGACCUGUGUGGUUACUGUCGAGGUUCCUGAUGGCCAUUGGCGACCUGAUAUGGACGACCUCCGAUUCACGCCGUUGAACGCCCAGCUUCCUCCGGAGGACGUCUACUCGCCGAUUCGUUCACCGACCGUCAAUUCAUCGCGUUCUGUUCCUGCCGAAUCUCGAGAGAAUCUGGACGAAAUUGCGGAGGAUCUUCGCUUGCGAGUUGAGAAUUGGCAUGGCCUAGAAUUUCAACGGUUUGGAAAACUUCUUUUACACGGAUCUAUCAAUGUUGGCAAAGAUCGGGAAUCGUGGCAAGAGCUUGAAUGCUAUCUGUUUGCUGAAAUGCUCAUUUGCGUAAAAGAAAAGAAACUGGCCUCGGACUCUGCUGCACAUGAGAGUAAACGCAAAAGCAGUCGUUGCACAUUGAAAGGUUCCAUUUUGAUAAAGAAGCAUUUGCGUGAAGUUGAUGUGGUAACUGAGGAACCGAUUCUUACACUAAAUCUUAUUGUCAGUGAUCUACCCUGCUUCCAUCUCCGAUUCCAAAACAGGGGCCAAUUGGAUGUGUGGCGCCGCGCCCUUGCUGGAUUACACAAUCCCGAACCUGUGAGGGACUUUGAUGCCGACAGCGCAAUGCCCGAAGAGGAAGAUUAUCGCACUACCAAGACAAAUAAACGCCAGUCAUCAGCGACCUCGUCAUACGGUGCUAACAAGUCCAACAACACGGCACUGACAGAGUAUACCAAUACAAUGCGAGAUACCGGCCCCGCUACUUUCCAUGUUCCACUAGACUUGGUCGUUGUGAUACCUGUCUCUUCGUCUAUGCAAGGAUUGAAGAUCACUCUGUUGCGCGACGCACUGAAGUUUUUGGUACAGAAUCUGGGUCCACGCGAUCGAAUGGGCUUGGUCACUUUUGGAUCAAGCGGUGGAGGUGUUCCUCUUGUCGGAAUGACUACCAAAGCGUGGAACGGCUGGGGGAAGAUUCUAAACUCGCUCCGACCUGUUGGUCAGAAGAGCCUGCGAGCAGAUGUGGUUGAAGGUGCCAAUGUAGCUAUGGAUCUGUUGAUGCAGCGAAAAUCGAACAAUCCUAUAUCCACUAUUUUGCUCAUUAGCGACUCGUCGACUUCUGAUCCGGAAAGUGUUGACUUUGUUGUGUCCCGAGCGGAAGCUGCCAAGGUUGGAAUCCAUUCCUUCGGCUUAGGGCUCACCCACAAGCCCGACACUCUGAUCGAAUUGUCGACUCGCACCAAAGCUUGCUACACGUAUGUCAAAGACUGGAUGAUGCUUAGAGAAUGUGUCGCUGGCUGUCUUGGCUCUCUUCAAUCGACCUCACACCAGAAUGUCAAGCUCAAGCUACGUUUACCAGAAGGCUCGCCAGCCAAGUUUGUCAAGAUUAGCGGUGCUCUGCACACGACAAAACGAGCUACUGGAAAGGACGCCGAAGCUGCUCUUGGCGAUUUGAGAUUUGGCGACAAACGAGACAUUCUCGUACAGCUUGUCAUUCAGCCUGAUAAUGCCACACAGGAACAUGUUCCUCAAGACCCUUGGCAAAGUCUGGUGUCUGGCUUAGAAGCGCUCGGAGGUGGCUCUGAUGGUGACGAGCAGCGAGUGGUCAGCGUGGAAGAGAUUCCUCUCAUCCAAGCUGAUCUCACAUACGGCGAUAUUCUCCGCGAAGGACAUUUAACGCAUUCUCCUCGUCCGUCGCUCUUGGCUAUCACCAUGCUUCCUCCUAACCCGCGAGCCAAGCACGGAGGACGACCCUCAACACCUCCUAUCCCUCCUCAUCCAUCGAUCGUGCAACGACGAAUGGAAUUGUUAGCAUCGGACAUGCUGACCAGGGCAUUGACCCUUGUCUCUCGCGGUCAGCACGACCGUGCCCAACAUCUCCUUCACGAGACCCGAAGUAUUCUCAAGGGUCUUGGAAAAGGAGGACUCCCACCUCUGCCUCCUGGUGCUAAUAAGCCCAGCACAUCCAACGGUCUUUUGAACGAUCCUCACAGUCCUGCUGGAACACCCAACUCGACGUCUCCACGCUCGUCGCACUUCCAAGAAACCAACAGCUCAUCUGCUGCAUCCGAAACAGCUACUAUCACCCCUGUGGCUGCUGUUGAUCAACACGUCAUGGCGGCUUUAGAUGCUGAUUUGGAAGCAGCGCUUGAAUGGAUCAACCAUCCGGCCGUGUUUAGCCGCGAUUCUCGCAAAGCCGUGCUGCAAGCUAUCGGCGUGGUUUCGUCGCAGCGGGCAUUCACAUACCGCACACCUUCCGAGUCCUUGUGGUCGGAUCGUGUGGUUGGAGUGAAGAGGCUUACCGAUAAGUCCAAGGAGUGGCGUGAGAUGGGCGAUGAUGCGCUAACCGAAGAGUAG